Molecule: messenger RNA, 1060 nt
Organism: Lepus europaeus (European hare)
Lineage: Eukaryota; Metazoa; Chordata; Mammalia; Lagomorpha; Leporidae
Gene: KCNE3
Product: potassium voltage-gated channel subfamily E regulatory subunit 3
Exons: 3
Coding region: 255-572 (105 amino acids)
Biological process (GO): negative regulation of delayed rectifier potassium channel activity; regulation of ventricular cardiac muscle cell membrane repolarization; ventricular cardiac muscle cell action potential
Cellular component (GO): membrane
Molecular function (GO): voltage-gated potassium channel activity involved in ventricular cardiac muscle cell action potential repolarization; transmembrane transporter binding; delayed rectifier potassium channel activity
Source: RefSeq, a predicted model, not a curated record
CCCCGAGCAGGGGGCGCAGUGUCCACCCAGCAGGCGGGGCGCCCGCCUCGCAGCCUUGCAGAGAGCUCUGGGCCUUCCCAGCUCCAGAUGCCAAUACUGAGACCCCAGAGGUGCGCACGGAGAUCCUGUAGAGGUUAAGGGGCUGAGGAGCGUUGGAGCACCCACCAGGAAGUUCCUGAGGCCCGCUCCGAGCCAGCGAGUUUGCCUGCUGCCCGCCUCCUAGGAUUCCUCGGCCCCCCUCAACUUCUGCUGCUAUGGAGGCCACCAACGGGACUCAGGCCUGGUACGAGAGUCUGCACUCUGUGCUCAAGGCUCUGAACGCCACUCUGCACAGCAACCUGCUCUGCCGGCCGGGACCAGGGCCAGCACCAGGGCCAGACAACCAGACUGAGCAGCGGCAGGCCAGGCUGCCUGGCCGGGACGACAACUCCUACAUGUACAUCCUCUUCGUCAUGUUCCUGUUUGCUGUCACCGUGGGCAGCCUCAUCCUAGGAUACACCCGCUCCCGCAAAGUGGACAAGCGGAGUGACCCUUACCAUGUGUACAUCAAGAAUCGGGUGUCUAUGAUCUGAUGUCGGGGAGGGACAGCAGACGAUCGAGACACCGGCUGACUUGUCUUUCAGGGCCCCCCCGAACCCAGCUGUGGACCGCGGCAGCCCUGAGUGUCCCUCUCUGUAUGGCCAACAGGACACAGAACUACAGGAAGCCACCACUGGGGUGGGAGCCGGGGGACCGGCAUAUCUGGGCUUUGUGGGCAGGUGUUUUUUUCCAGGCCAGGAAGACUUUAUAAACAGUGGAAACCCAGGAACAAACACAAAGAGCUACCAAAAGAUGAGGACCAACAAGGGGUCCAAUGGCUGGAGCAAUGGGAGCCUAAGGUUGGAGGACAGACGGGGAGGGCUGUAGCCAAGGAAACAGGAAAAUGUGCCAGGGACACAUGUGGGCGCAUGCGUGUGUGUGUGUGUGCAUGUGUGUGGUCUUCAACAACUAUGAGAAACGUGAUGAUUAUCCCAGGUAGGAAAGCAGAAUAGUGUUAUCGACACUGAGUCUCCAUUUUAUG